UUUGUGUGUGUGAGCUGCAUAUGUAUAUAAAAAUCAAGAAAAAGGUUGGUUAUCGUCAUUUGCGCCCUCAGGAAAUGUAGCCUCUCUCGCAGACCCAGCUCGUCUCGGCUGCAGAGCCCUUCUCUGUGUGCCUUUCUUUAUGAGCCAAAUGCAGUAAGAGGUACUGAAUAUGCCUCGCAGUCCAACAUCGAGUGAAGAUGAGAUGGCUCAGAGUUUUUCAGAUUAUUCAGUUGAAUCUGAAUCGGACAGCUCCAAAGAAGAAACCAUUUAUGAUACUAUCAGGGCUACAGCAGAGAAGCCAAGUAGCAGGAUGGAAGACACUCAGAGCAACACAUUAGUGAUACGGAUUAUAAUACCUGACCUACAGCAAACGAAAUGUAUUAGAUUUAAUCCUGAAGCUUCAGUAUGGGUAGCAAAACAACGAAUUCUUUGCACAUUGAAUCAAAGUUUGAAAGAUGUUCUCAAUUAUGGCUUGUUUCAACCUGCAAACAAUGGGAAAGAUGGGAAAUUUUUGGAUGAAGAGCGACUUCUUAUGGAAUAUCCACAACCUAUAAAUAAGGGUGUUACAUCCUUAGAGUUUCGGUACAAGAAAAGGGUAUACCGCCAAUUUGAUCUUGACGAAAAGCAGCUAGCGAAGCUCAAUACCAAGGCUAAUUUUCGAAAAUGUAUGGACAAUGUUCAUCACCUAUCAGUUGAAAAAAUAACAAAGAUGCUGGAUCGGGGCCUUGAUCCUAACUAUCAUGACUUAGAAAGUGGAGAAACCCCACUGACUUUGGCAGCUCAACUUAGCAAUAGUGUGGAAGUUAUCAAAGCUCUGAAAAAUGGAGGAGCUCAUUUAGAUUUCAGAGCCAAAGAUGGUAUGACUGCAUUACACAAAGCUGCUAGAGCCAAGAACCAAGUUGCCCUGAAGAUCCUCUUAGAGCUUGGAGCAUCUCCCAACAAUAAAGAUAGCUGUGGACUGACACCAUUGUAUCACACUGCUGUAGUUGGAGGGGAUCCAUAUUGCUGUGAGCUAUUACUUCAUGAACAUGCUGCUGUGGGUUGCAAAGAUGAAAAUGGAUGGCAAGAGAUUCACCAGGCUUGUCGAUACGGGCAUGUCCAGCAUUUAGAACAUGUUCUGUUUUAUGGAGCAGAUAUGGGAGCACAAAAUGCUUCUGGAAACACAGCAUUACAUAUCUGUGCACUUUACAACCAGGACAGCUGUGCAAGAGUUUUGUUAUUGCGGGGAGCUAACAAAGAGUUAAAGAACUAUAACAGUCAGUCUCCAUUUCAGGUGGCAAUAAUUGCUGGAAAUUUUGAGCUUGCUGAAUAUAUCAAGAAUCACAAGGAAACUGAUAUAGUGCCAUUUAGAGAAGCUCCUACCUACUCAAACAGAAGACGGAGGCCCCAGAGCACCUUGACAGCACCUCGUGUCUUGCUUCGGUCCAAUAGCGAUAACAAUCUGAACAUCAACAUUCCUGACUGGUCAGCCUCUUCCUUAGCUUCUUCACACCUUAGCCUUUCGCCUCACCUACUCCAACAGAUGCAGAAUAAUCCUAAUGGAACUGUGAAAACUGUUGGGAGCUACACUUCAUCUUCUCGGAGCCGCUCACCAUCGUUAAAUAGGUUAGGAGAAGAUGCAAAGAGGCAGCAACACCGGCACAUUAGUGCCAGUUAUAACCCCAGUGCCAACAGGGAUACUAUAUCUGCCUUGGAUUAUCAGGGUGCAAAACGCAAACUUUACAGUGCUGUCCCUGGAAGAUUAUUUAUUGUCGUGAAGCCAUAUCAACCUCAAGGAGAAGGAGAAAUUCAUUUGCACAAAGGGGACAGGGUGAAAGUUUUGAGCAUUGGUGAAGGUGGAUUCUGGGAAGGCAGCACUCGAGGACACAUUGGAUGGUUUCCUGCAGAAUGUGUUGAGGAAGCUCAGUGUAAACCAAAUGAAAGCAAACCAGAAACUCGAGCAGAUAGAACAAAGAAAUUGUUUAGACACUAUACUGUUGGAUCAUAUGAUAGCUUUGAUGCUUCAAGUGACUGCAUUAUAGAAGAAAAGGCUGUGGUCCUGCAGAAAAAAGACAAUGAAGGAUUUGGGUUUGUGCUCAGAGGGGCCAAAGCUGAUACGCCAAUUGAAGAAUUCACCCCUACUCCAGCCUUUCCUGCUUUGCAGUAUCUGGAAUCAGUGGAUGAAGGUGGGGUAGCAUGGCAAGCUGGCUUGAGAACAGGAGACUUUUUGAUUGAGGUUAAUAAUGAAAAUGUAGUAAAAGUUGGCCAUAGGCAAGUGGUGAACAUGAUUCGGCAAGGAGGCAAUCACUUAGUUCUUAAAGUUGUCACAGUAACCAGGAAUCUUGAUCCAGAUGACACAGCCAGAAAGAAAGCCCCACCACCUCCAAAACGGGCUCCAACCACUGCACUGACCUUGCGGUCUAAGUCAAUGACCUCAGAACUUGAAGAACUUGAUAAAAUUGAUGAAAUAGUACCAGUUUCCAAGCCAUCAAGAAUUCCAGACAAUGCAGCCAUGGACUCAAGAGUGGCAACAAUUAAACAGCGACCUUCUAGCAGAUGCUUUCCCUCAGCUACAGAUAUGAAUUCUAUGUAUGAGAGACAAGGGAUUGCUGUGAUGCCACCAACAGUACCUGGGAGUUCUCAAGGCCCAUUUCUGGGUGUGCCACGAGGUACAGUGAGAAGGCAAAAAUCAAUAGGGAUAACAGAGGAAGAACGGCAAUUUUUGGCUCCUCCCAUGCUAAAAUUUACCAGAAGUCUAUCCAUGCCAGACACCUCUGAAGAUAUCCCUCCUCCACCACAGUCUUUACCUCCAUCACCACCACCUCCUUCUCCUUCUCUUUACAACUCCCCUAAAUCUCCAGUGUCUAGAAUAUAUGGAACAAUUAAGCCUGCAUUUAAUCAGAAUUCAGGUUCAAAGAUAGCUGUUUCAGGUAGAUCUGAAAAUAUGGGGACGGUGAUAAGGGACAAAGGGAUAUAUUACCGGAGAGAGAUGGACCGUUAUUCUCUAGAUUCUGAGGACUUAUAUAGCAGAAAUGCCUCAACUCAGGCAAGCUUCAGAAACAAGAGAGGUCAGAUGCCGGAGAACCCAUACCGUGAAGUUGGAAAAAUAGCAAGCAAAGCAGUGUAUGUCCCAGCCAAGCCAGCAAGACGGAAGGGAAUGCUAGUGAAACAAUCUAAUGUUGAGGAUAGUCCAGAAAAAAUCUGCUCUAUUCCAAUUCCAACUAUCAUUGUUAAAGAGCCAUCUACCAGCAGUAGUGGGAAAAGUAGUCAAGGAAGCAGCAUGGAAAUUGAUCCACAGUCUUCAGAGCAACCAGGACAGCUCAGACCUGAAGAUAACUUGACUGUCAGCAGUCCAUUUGCAGCAGCCAUUGCAGGGGCAGUGAGGGAUAGGGAGAAAAGAUUAGAAGCCAGGCGUAACUCUCCAGCUUUCCUUUCCACAGAUUUGGGAGAUGAGGAUGUUGGGCUAACGCCUCCAACGCCACGUGUGAGACAGUCUAAGUUUAGCGAUGAGGGAAUGUUUGGUAAUGAAGACAACUUUAGGCAACUUGUAUCACCAUCUCCUAUCCCAGCACCUAGAGAGUCUGAAAAUAUGUUUAAUAGCAGUGAAUCAAGUAAUCAAAGUGAUGCAAGGACACCAAACUCUUCAACCCAAACAUCAGUGGGUUCAGAAAAUAGUGCAUUGGCAACUCAGAAUGCUGGUAUGUCCAGUAUGGAUAACUAUGUUCAUCCACUCACAGGGAAAUUACUGGAUCCAAAUUCACCUUUAGCCCUUGCCCUUUCUGCUAGAGAUAAAGCCAUGAAAGAGCAAACACAGCAACUUCCAGGAAGAGGAGAAUCUGACAAAGCAGACCUUAAUAAACCCCUUUAUAUAGAUACAAAGAUGAGGUCCAACAUCGAAACUGCAUUUCCGGUGACUGCUACAAUUGCUAGGCAAAAUCCACGUGGUCCACUAAGAAGGCAGGAGACAGAGAACAAAUAUGAAACAGAUAUGGUGAAAGAGAGGAGGCCUGAAGAAAAGAAGAAUAUGCUGAUAAAUAUUGUGGACACCUCACAACAGAAAUCAGCUGGUUUGCUCAUGGUUCAUACAGUGGACACAGCACAGUCCAAUGACACCCCUGAAAAUGAAGAAGAAAGUGCUGAGACCGAUGUGGGUACUGGAAAGCCUCCACCGGAGGCCCAAGAAAGUACAGAAACAGCAGAAAGUGGGUUAGAUGAAACUGACAUGCCUGAGCCACCUGCAUCUCCUUGUAAAACUAUGGUAGCAGUUGGCUCUGUUGAUGAUCCAAUCAUUUUGCCAUUCCGUAUCCCUCCACCCCCUUUAGCAUCUGUCGAUCUUGAUGAAGAUUUUAUCUUUACUGAGCCAUUACCACCGCCUUUAGAAUUUGCUAACAGUUUUGAUAUCCCUGAUGACCAUUCAGUUCCAGGCUCUGCACUAUCAGACUUGCUCAAGCAGAGAAAAAAUGGAACUCCACCUGCUUCAUUUAACCCCAUUCAACCCUCAGAUUCAAUAGACAGUAAGAAACCAGUGGGUCUUUCAAACUGUUUGCCUGCCUCAUUUUUACCACCCCCUGAAAAUUUUGAUAAUGUCACUGACUCUGGGAUUGAAGAGGUGGACAGUCGAAGCAGUAGUGACCAUCACUUAGAGACAACCAGCACUAUCUCAACUGUGUCCAGCAUCUCUACCUUGUCCUCUGAAGGUGGUGAGAACUUGGAUACUUGUACAGUCUAUGCAGAUGGGCAAACAUUUCUGGUGGACAAGCCCCCAGUACCUCCCAAGCCAAAAAUGAAGCCCAUAAUCAACAAAAGCAAUGCACUUUACAAGGAUGCGCUAAUUGAAGAAACUGUAGAUAGUUUUGUUAUUCCUCCACCUGCCCCACCCCCACCUCCUAUCAGCGCACAGCCCAGUAUGGCUAAAGUUAUACAUCAAAGGACCUCUAAGCUAUGGGGUGAUGCAACGGAAGUUAAAAGCCCAGUUCUCUCAGGCCCAAAGGCUAAUGUUAUUAGUGAAUUGAACUCAAUCCUGCAGCAAAUGAACAGAGAGAAAUCAUCAAAGCCGGGGGAAGGAUUGGAAUCACCUACAGGAAUAAAAACAGCAAGUCUUAGUACAAGGAGCACAGAAGUCAUGAGCACUGUCUCAGGUACUCGAAGUUCAACCAUCACUUUUACUGUCCGGCCUGGGACUAGCCAGCCAAUCACACUGCAGAGCAGAUCCCCAGACUAUGAUAGUAGGACAUCAGGAGCAAGACAUGCUCCAAGCCCAGUGGUUUCACCAACAGAAAUAAGUAAGGACAUCAUGCCAGCUCCUCUGACUGCUGCUGCUCCAGUUGCAUCUCCUUCUCCAACUCUUUCUGAUGUUUUUAGUCUACCCAGCCAGCCUCCUUCUGGGGACCUCUUUGCUUUGAACACAGGGCGCAGCAGGUCUCCUUCUCCCUCAAUAUUGCAACAGCCAAUCUCAAAUAAGCCUUUUACAACUAAGCCCGUCCACCUGUGGACCAAACCAGAUGUGGCAGAUUGGUUGGAAAGUUUAAACCUAGGUGAACAUAAAGAGACCUUUAUGGAUAAUGAAAUAGAUGGCACUCAUUUACCAAAUCUUCAGAAGGAAGACUUGAUAGACCUUGGAGUGACUAGAGUUGGUCACAGAAUGAACAUAGAAAGAGCCUUGAAACAGCUAUUGGACAGAUAAGAAUGGCUGCUUGCCUCACAAACCUUUGUUAUAAAUAGAGAUGGGCUGGCACUGAAAUACCCCAAAUUUAUUGGCUCCCCAAGAGUACCACUAAAUUAUAGCAUCAGUUCAUCAUUAUAGUUUCUGAUAUGCAAGAGUGUAGAUUGUUAGUUUUGUUCCCAGGAACAUCUCCAAGAAAAUUUACAUUAAAGGGACUAUAUAUUUCAAAAAGGAGGGAAGCAGGAGAGAGAAUAAGGGGGAAAUACUAACUUUUUAAAAAAUGCACAAGGUCUGGUCUUCCUGAAAUUAUUUCUAGAAUUCUUAUUUUUAUUUUUGGGGUAUGGGAGCAGAGCAAUGACAUUCAUCCUUUUGUAUUCAUGAAUUGUUUUCCUGCCCUUCAGAAAUGCCCUUCUGCUUGAACAAUAUUGUGCCAGUUGAUUUUUGGUUUAAGACCCAUCAUUGUUUCUCCUUUCUCAAUAAAGUAUUAUGUCCAGCUAUUUUUGCAAUUUCUGCUUCCCCACCAUCACUCCACAUGGCCACUGCACUCAGUGUCAUGAUUCCUGCAGGUUCUCAGUGCUUUUUCCCAUUCUGAUUCUUAGUUCUGCCAAUUAGAUAUCAUACCAACGUUCACAUUUUUCACAGCACAUUUACUGCUUUCAAUUUACAAUCUAUACAUUCGUGGGGUUCUAAAAGCAGAGAUUUCAAAAAUUUCUUUGUGACAUCCUUUUGGUGUGAUUAUUGUAUUUCUUGGUUUCUCUCUAAUGAAUUUAGUUCUUGUCAUCCAGUGUAACUUGUGUUCUCACAGUUUUCAUUAUUUUUUUGCUUCUCGUCUCUUACUCACACAAUUAGAUCCAGAACUGAAAGAGCAGUUCAUGCAAAGAAACUUAUUUUUAUGCAUAGAUUGCUUUUGCUGGGUCAAAGUGAUCUCAUGUGGUGAGGGAUUCAAUUACUGCUAUGAUCUAAAGUGUAAUUAAAAUAACAAUAUACAUUGUUUCUGCAGUUUUGUAUGUGGAUGCCCAAACCUUUGCACAAGCUAUGUUUAUAAUUACUGUGUUGGGGGGAGAGCUUGGAAAAGUUACUUUUUUGAACUACAACUCCCAUCAGCCCCAGCCAGCAUGGCCACCGGACUGGGCUGAUGGGAGUUGUAGUUCAAAAAAGCAACUUUUCCAAGCUCUGGUUGGGGGGGAGUCAUUCUCAUGUGCAUGAGGAAAGCAGCUCUUGCAGAAUCCACAUGGCAAAAGCCUGUUUUCACAUGCAGAAGUGUAUCUUUAUAUAUUGGCUUGAAAGCAACUGAACUGCAGUUUAAAAGAAACUGAAAGUGAAAAUACAAACAAGGAUAGUGUGCUUUAUAAACCUGGUGGAUAUCUGUUUACAGAUACAAGGAACAAUUUCUAAAAAUGGCAGUCAGGAGGUUCAGUUCAAAAAAUCAGCUUCAGUUUGAUUUAAAAUCUAAAAAUUCUUAAGUUCAGUUCUUCCUUGCCUCGUGAAGUAGAGCAGCAUUUCAGGUGAAUACACUCAUUCCCACAACUUGUGUUUGGGCCAAAAUGAUCAGAUUCGUAUGACAUUGUGUCCAAGAUUGAUGAAAUGGUAAUGAAUUUUUUAGAAUGCAUACGUAGAGUAGUAGUCUUUUUUGUGGGAUAUAUAUAUAGAGAUUUGGUAACCUGUAUGGAGAUUAGCAAUAUUCUCUCAAUUUAUUCUCUCUCCCACUGUAAGUAAUUCCCAUUAGGAAUUUUGUGGUUCCCACCUUCUUGAAGAAUUUAGCCUAUAAUAGAUGGUUAAAUCAUAUUUGUGGAAGGCAUCUAAAUUCUUUCCUUAAUAUGUUCCAGCCUAUCUCUAAUUGUAUUUUCUCACGACCAAGUGUCUAAUUAGGUCUGCAACAGCCCUAGAAUUAGUACAUAAAGUUUAGCAAUUUCAAUAUCUUUCUUUACUGCAAGUUUAAAUAGUUGUACAGAUAGUUUAUAAGCACAAUAUUUUAAGAAUAUAAGUGGCUGGUCUACUGGGCAGCCUUUGUGCCACUUCAGUGCUAGAAAUUUAAAAAAAUAAAACUUUUGUGGUUUACUACUAUUUCUGUGGAAUAAUUAUUAAGUCUUGAGCUUUUUAAAUCAACCUCAUUUGGAUGCAUCUGAACCAGCAGAGCUGUGUUAUAUUUUCUAUCUUUGCUAGAACUUCUUCAGAAGAUGUUUCUUCAAACAUGGUUACAAUUAACAAAUGUAGUGGUUAAUUAUGAAAACUAAUAUUCAUCUCUUUCUCUUCUUCCCCACUUCACUUUCUGCAAAAACUGGUCUUUUGACUUAACAUCUGUUGUAUCCUUCACAGAUUUCUAUUUGCAUUUGAAAGUUCCAAGUAACCUUGUAAUUAAAAUCUAGUUUAAAUGCAAAAGUACUGAAAUUUCCAUAAUUACAUGGAUUAUGUAGAGGAUGACAUUCAUAUAUUCAGUGGCUACAAAAAGCCAUCAAAUAUUUUUGUUUUUUUGUGGGGUUGUAAAAAUGAAAAAGAUAAUUCAGCCAUCAUUGUCUUCCAUUUGGUGAUUUUGCAGAAUUCAGUAAAUAAACCACGAAUGCCAUGCUCUUUUCUGUUUCUUUGAAUGCAGUUGGUGUUACCUCUACAAUACGUGUCAGGAAAUACAUUAGGGCAAAUGGGAGGAAAAUAAAAUAGGGAGAAUUACUUCUAAGCUGCUGUUAAUCAUAACCUUUUAUUUUUUAAUGUACACAGACAUUACAGGUGAUGGUAAUCCCUUUCUUAACAGGGGUCUCUUGAAUAUGUAUCUCUUUCAGGCACUUACAUAGUAGGUACAAUCGAAUUAGUAGAAAAGAGAUUUAAACAUCAAAGAGCUAAUGAAAUAGUUUAUUUUUACAUUGUGUCUUAUGAUUGAAAGAGUAAUAGGGUCUACAAGGAACUGCUUUUAUCAAUAAAAUACACCUUUGCCAAAAUGAAGUAGUCUUUAGCACUGUUUGAUGGUUUUAUCACAGAAAGCAAUAGUAACAGAUAGAGUUGCCUCCUAGCAUUUUUAUCAGUUUUGAAAAUGUUGGGAGCAGGAAUGGCCCUUUUAACCUCCUGCUACUAUGAUGGUGCAAAAUAAGGUGUUAGAGAUAAUCUUGUUAUGAUAUUCCAGAUUUUAGGAACAACUUUUGUUUAUAUACUGUAAUUUAAAUAAAUUGCAUUUACAUGCCUAGUUUCUGUAAUAUUUGUGUAUACAAUACCAAAAUCACACAAGAUGUAAAUUGUGUAUAACUGCACAGACUCCAUUCCCUGGGUGUCUGGGAACAUUUUAAGUUUUAAUUCAUAUAUUAUAAAAUGACUAUAUGUGACUGUUGAUUUACAGAAUUUACAUAUCACAAAAAGCUAACUAUUUGUGGUACUUAAGUUAGUGAUUUUCUGAGUUUCUUUACAAACAAGCAUUACCCAGUUGAUCUGGCAAUGACUCUGUGUAUGAGCCUCUAAUACUGAUUUUCCCAUUACAUUUAUUUUAUUUUCUAGAUGGUAACAUUUCUCGCUAUAGUUUGUGUAACAACUUGUGUUCACGAUAUCUUUGUUGCUGUAAUUUUUGUGCUUUAAUUCCUCUUAUUUUGAUUAAAACAAAAUCAAGCUCCUGUAACUUGCACUUUCCCUAAUCCUUACUACUCUUGUAUGGCAACCAAAAUUAC
This is a messenger RNA of Rhineura floridana, 9285 nucleotides long. It is a transcript of the gene SHANK2, whose product is annotated as SH3 and multiple ankyrin repeat domains 2. Gene Ontology annotation, cellular component: postsynaptic membrane; postsynaptic density; dendritic spine. Lineage: Eukaryota; Metazoa; Chordata; Lepidosauria; Squamata; Rhineuridae. The record is from RefSeq and is a predicted model, not a curated record. Gene Ontology annotation, molecular function: synaptic receptor adaptor activity; ionotropic glutamate receptor binding. Bases 170 to 5662 code for a protein of 1830 amino acids. The transcript is spliced from 22 exons.